UAGCCAACAAUACGCUUCCUUGGUUCCGCUCUUAUCUAAGUAACAGAAAACAAAGAGUAAGCUGUGGAACAGAGCUAUCUGAGGAACUCCCAAUCACUUAUGGGGUACCCCAGGGAAGCAUUCUGGGUCCUCUGCUAUUCAAUGUCUACAUCAACGAUUUACCGAAUUCACUGAAAUAUUCGCAUGGGACACUGUAUGCUGAUGACACAGUAAUAUUUUGUUAUGGGUCUAACACGCAGGAGAUAAAAGAAAAACUGAAUGAGGACUUGUUAUCCGUGGCUAAAUGGCUAAAAGGAAAUAAACUAACUCUGAAUCUCGACAAAACUAAGUGACUGUAUGCUUAUAGGUAGCAGCAGAAAAAUUUCAAAUUCUAGCCUUUCUGUAUCUAUUUUGAAUCAUGGAAUUGAUUCUACAGAUAGUUUUAAAUAUCUAGGUAUUAUCAUUUCAUCUGACUUCACAUGGUCAGAACAUGUGGAUUAUAUAGGCAAGAAAAUUAAUCAAAGACUAAGUCUUCUUAGGAGAAUCAAGCAUCUAUUACCUUUUAAAUCCCGUCUUUUAUUUUAUAAUUCUUUAGUUCUACCUCUAUUCGACUAUGCAGAUGUUGUUUGGGGAGAUAAGAACAAUGCAACAAUUAUGGGCAAUCUCCAGACUUUGCAAAAUAAGGCCGCUAAAAUAAUAUUAAAUAGACCUCUUUACUCUUCAUCCAUAGAAGCGCUUAACGCUUUAAAGUGGCUACCUUUGUCUAAAAGACGUCAUUACAGGCGAUGUAUUUAUAUUUACAAAUGUAUUCAAGGUUUAGUAAGCCAUCAUUUAAAUUUAGAGCGUCAACAGGAUCAUCAUAAUUACAAUACCAGGAACAAUGAUCAUUUUAGACUUCCCAGUAUAAAACGAAACUGGGGUAAGCAAAGACUGAGCUACCAUGCAGUUAGUGAUUUUAAUCUAAUACCAAAGGAAAUUAAAAAUUCAAGUUCUAUUCAGGUUUUUAAACGUAAGAUCUUAAAUUAUUUUUUUGCCUAGAUAUCUAUGAUGUAAUGUUAUAUUUCUUGUAAUAGUUAUAAUUCGUAUUUUUAGUAACAAUUAUAGUUUUAAGACUUUUAAUUACCUCAUAU
This is a messenger RNA of Exaiptasia diaphana, 1109 nucleotides long. RefSeq lists its product as uncharacterized. The transcript has a single exon. Lineage: Eukaryota; Metazoa; Cnidaria; Anthozoa; Actiniaria; Aiptasiidae. The coding region runs from base 337 to 1017 and encodes 226 amino acids. The record is from RefSeq and is a predicted model, not a curated record.